AUGCAUGGAAAAGAGAUGAUCAAACAAAUUUAUGAUUAUCUUAGAGGGGAGAAGACUAAACCUGAAUGGAGAUGUCUAAUGAAUAAAAAUGCAGCCAGGCCAAAAGCUACCUUUACUCUAUGGAUUUUGUUGAAUAGAAAGCUAGCAACAGUGGAUAGACUUGCUAAAUGGGGAAUGGCACUUGAUAAAACUUGUGUUUUGUGCAAAAGUGCAGAUGAAAGUAUAGAUCAUAUGUUCAUCCAAUGUCAAUAUGCUGGAGAGGUUUGGGAGAGACUAUUAAGGUGGAUUGAUAAUCACAGUAACAGACCAAGGACAUGGACACAGUUUAUACAAUGGAGUAUUCAAAAUGGGAAAGGGAAGACUACAAGAGCAGAACUAUUCAAGAGGAUACUUGUUGAAGGAGUUUAUGGAUUGUAG
Messenger RNA from Solanum lycopersicum (tomato), 417 nucleotides. RefSeq lists its product as uncharacterized. NCBI's taxonomy places the organism in Eukaryota, Viridiplantae, Streptophyta, Magnoliopsida, Solanales, Solanaceae. The record is from RefSeq and is a predicted model, not a curated record.